AAUUGUAUGUAUGGUAUGGAGUCGAAUCCAUAAAUAUCGAGAAAACUAAACACUAAAGAAUCAUGCUUAUACUAAUCUUCUAGAACAAAAUUGUUGUAGAAAGCUACUCUACUUGUUUAAGAGUAUGCUAAAUUAAGCAUGUUGCUUUCAUCUUCUUUUUUAAAGCUGCUUGGUCUUAUAAGAUCAUGACUUGUAUUUUUCUUUAUCCAUUUCUAUGACUACUCUUUUUCAAAAAAAAGAGUUACAGAAGCUAAUUUUUUUCCUCUAAAAUACAUUAUAGACAUUAGAGAAUUACCUCUUAUUUGACUCUUUAUUUUAUUUCAGAACAUCUGAAUGUACACUUUGAUAAACUCUAAAAAUCACAUGAUCAAAUAUAGCUGAAGAUUAUUCAAAUAUUUUGGAUGUAUCUCGAGUUAAUUAUGAACUUCCAACUUAAAAUCAAUUGGUGAUUAGUAGAUUGACUAUGACUCUUUAUAUAUUACUUAAUGUCCCCUUAAAAUUCUCGAUGUGGGAUAUAUAUCCAUAAUAGUAUCAAGUGCUAAUUAGACUAAGACAUGUUUCAGGCCCUGACGAUUAUAUAAACUUCUAGUUCUACAUAGAUGUUGUUAAGAAAUUUACCAAAAGUAGCUUUAGUUUGAUUCAACGCCUUAGAAACUUCUUAACUGAUUUGUACUUAGAGAAAAAAGUGUUCAACAGUUUCAAGCUUUGAAAUUUCAAGUCGUCGUCUAGACUUCUAAGAAAAUCUUGUAACAUUGAAUCUUGAAGAAAGAAAAACAAACAAUAAAAUUAAUUUGUUAAAUCUUAGAAGACCAUGACUUGGUCAAUAUUAUUACCAGUUCGCUGCCGUGUGUUACAAAACACGAACCAGCCCUUGCUACGUCGACUAUACUCGACCGGGUCAAUGGGUUAUCACUAGUUAGAUCUUCGGUCGGGAUCUUGCCAAACAAUUUAAUUGAAAAAAACAAAAUAAUUGUGGUUUCCUUGUGUGGAAUAGGCUAAAAGGUUUUUGUUCUUGAAUUUUGGACAUACUUUGCCUGUCGAUUAAUUGAAUUCAAUUUAAGCUGAAAUAAGUAGUGCAAGAUCACAUCUACAACACUCCCACGGGAUUGGAGCUUCUAUUAAACAAAAUCAUAAUUACUUGGAAAAUAUAUAUUUGAGUUUCGCUCCAUGUAAUUUAUAUAGUACUAGUAUUAUGGUCCUUGCUAUGCAAGGGCAAAAUAAUUGUCAAAUUAAAGAUGAAAACAUUACAUUAGUUAACUUUUUUUUUUUUGAGAAAAAGCUUUAGUUACCAUUGUUUACCACUUAAAUGAAUACAGAAAUACACACCUUUAAUAGUUGACAACUGCUUUUGUGGAUGAACUCGAGGUCUUGAACGCAUUUGAGAAACGAAACAUUCGAUGGAGCUUUAAAUGAGAGUGUUAAGACAUUUCAUCACCAUUAUUAUUAGACUUUGAGGAGUUGGUGCUUCUUGUUCUAUGUCUUCCGUGCUUAAAUAUUUUACGCAAUGAAUACAUGUGUUAGAAAUUUUCUGAGUUUUAUGUGAAACUUAUAAUUUACGGUGUUUUCUGAUCUUUUAAAUGUGGAGAUUUCAGUUUAUUUAGAUGCAAAAGAAGUAAAGGUAGUGGGACGGUAAAGAUAUUGGAAAACAGUUUCACCAAUAGAACUGAAAGAAUUUUUAAUAAUGGAAGAUUAAAAAAAUUAGACAAUAAUUAACUUGAUCGAAACAAUACAAAACAGAAUAUGUAAAAAAAAUCAAAUGAAAAGGACAGUGAACAAACAAAGAAUCAUGGGUUGUGGGCUACUUUUUUAAAAUUGUUCUACGGUUUCUGUUAUUUUUUUCUUUUAAGCAUUAUUUUUCUUUCAGACUGUUCUCUAUUCCAAUUUUUUUUUUGAAAAAUAGAUUUUCCACAUAUCAGCUUUAGAUUGGUGAUGCGACUUGCGCUUUAGUAUAUAAAGGAUUCCGGUAACUUAUGAUAUAGCUAUCUGUGACAUUAGUUGGAAAACAUUUCAAACUCGGGUGAUCUUUCAAAAAUAUAAACACUGUAACAUUAACCGUAUAUAAAAGAAAAACUUUUUGUGCAAAAAAUGAUGUCGUCUCAAGAAAACAACAAUAACAAUCUUUGAAUAAUCUGCAUGUUAAGAAUUUCAAUAGAGUUGGAACCAACAUCGAAGUUAACUGUUAGCACUAACCGUUAUUUAUAUUAGUCUAUAUAUACAUGCCCUAAUAUAUGUGUUAACUCAUACCCGAAAAAAAACUUAAGUUACAAAUGGAAGAGGUAAUGUCAAUUAUUUUCCACGGAUUGAAACUGGUUGAUGAGCUUAAGUCAAGCUUACAGGAAAAGUCACCGGAAUCUCUGUCCACCUCUCUCGACGAGAUCACAAAGACAUUUGAUGAUGCAAAAGAGCGGUUGAAGAUAGUCCUUGUGAUCAGGAACUCGGAGACCACAAUGAACCAAGUCAAACCGGUGAUCUCUUCUUGCUCAGACCGGAUGCUAAUGCAGAUUGAACCGGAUCUGAUGCAUGAGUAUUGGUUAAGGUAUGGUGGGUCCACGUCAUCUCAUGGAACCGAAGCCGUGACUCAAAGGCAGCUCAUGGCCGUUGAUGGUGACGGCGGAAGAAAUUUGACGGCUACGGAAAGAUCAGGUGGCUCCGGUAGCGGUUCCUCCACGCCAAGGCAACGUAGAAGGAAAAACGAAGGAGAAGAACAAACGGUGUUGGUGCCGGCGUUAAGGUCGGGAAACACAGAUCUACCACCUGAUGAUAGCCAUACUUGGCGUAAAUACGGCCAAAAGGAAAUUCUUCACUCAAAGUUUCCUAGGGCGUACUAUAGAUGCACCCACCAAAAGUUAUACAAUUGUCCAGCCAAGAAGCAAGUCCAACGCCUCAACGACGAUCCCUUCACCUUUCGAGUCAAUUACCGUGGCUCACACACUUGCCACAUCUACUCAACCGCUCCCACCGCUUCUGCUGCUGCCCCCACCGCUCUAAUCACAACUACAACCACAACUAGCCAUCCCGUUGACUAUGGUCCCUUUUUCGACAUGGCCGAAGCUAUGAUGCUUGGUAGCGGCGGUAUUGGGGCCAACAUGGAUUUCAUAUUUCCUUGCAAUGAUCCACCUCAUCAUCAUCACUGUUACCGGAGGUCAGAAGACGGAGACGGAGACAAAUAGGAUACCGGAGACAUAUGAUUCAUAUAUAUAUCUACAGAAAAAGGACAUGUUUAAUUUAAUUUAUUAAUUAUUUAAGUUUUGUAUAUUACACGUGAUUCUAGUUUGGGAUCUAAUGGGAAACCAAUUCUUUUAAAUUAGUUCGCUUUUUACAAAAUUUGGAAGUGUUUUGUUACUAAAUGGGGUUGUUUCAACCCUGUAUUUAAAUUAUUUCCAUAGUUUUCUUAUCAUUCUCAACAUAAUUAUACAAAUUAGCAUAUAUUUUCAAAUUUACGCUUUAAAAGAAAAUGUAAUCAUUAGAAAAAUCAAUUGUUUUAAGGUGCUGACAACAUUUUUUGCCAAUGCCAGUACUUCAAAUUGAUAAAAAAUAGUGUUAGGGUUUCGAUAUUUCGUUUUAGUCACAAAAUACUAUUUACAUAAAGAUUUUAAGAACUUAUUUUCCAUGAUAUUUUUUAAAGGUCCCUAUUUCCAUACAAAUCUCCUAAAGGAGCUCAUUUCAUCAAAUUUUGUUUUUAGCAAAAUCAUUUCAAUUUUAGUUUAAAGAGAUUUAAUUGACUUUGAAAUAGAACAUGAAGUAAAAUCAGAAUUUCUGACGCAAAGAAAAAGGGACAGUAAUAAGAAUAUCUCAUAAUAUGUUGUGCACACUUUUUCAGUACAAGGUACAUUUUCUUACAGAAAUAAUGCACUAUCUUUUUUUUCUUAAUAAUAAUGCACUAUCGUUUUAUUUAAAAUAAAUUAAAAUUAGGGGUAAAUUUUUAUUUUGUCAAUAUCUCACAAAUUGGCAUGAACUUGUUGGUGUUUCCUCCUUUUUGCUGUUGUCUUAUUUUCAGACUAAAGAAUCCAAAUUAGUAAAAUUGUCUGAACAGUGUCAAAAUCAGCUAUUCGAGUGGAUGUUUUGGUCCCUCCACCAUCACUAUUCAUCAUGCAUGGGCCUUCGUUUUGCCCUUUUGUUUAUCAUGUGCAUUUGCUAUGCCGACAGAGAAGAUACUGUAUCCUCUAUUAUUUUAUAACAGUAUAGUGUGACAUGUAAAAGAUGUUUAAGGUAUUGAAUGAAUCAUAUCUUUUAGUUUAGUUUUUGGUUCUGAAACACACAAAAGAAAGACUCAAUCAUAUAACGCAAUCAAGUAUAUAUCCGAUCCAAGAUUCAUAUAUCUUUUUUUUGGUGUAAAAGAUUCAUAUAUCUUAUUAAUUAAUUUACUGAACUAUUUUAAAAAAAACUAAUCUUUCUUGACUAUCACACGUAAAAUUAGUUUAAUUUAUGAACAAUUUUAUUAAAUAUGUCUAUAAAAUCUAGUAAGUUUUUAUCGAUUUAUCUAUGUUAAGUUAAAAAAUUUCAAGGAUCCGUACGUCAUAGGAGUGACAUAGAUUUAGUUUUGUAUAAAAGGGUUCAUGUACGGUUAUGUUUUAUUGUUGCGGCAAGCAUUGAUUAAUGCCCUAAUGUAUAGGGUGAUUGUUAUGUAAGGGCAACAACAACAAAAAAAAAAGACAAAACACGACAGUCUGCGAGAUGCAUUUGUCUCUUCUUCUUUUUUCCAUUUACCACCAAACAUUCGUAGCCGCAAUGUGAAUGGAUAAGUUUCUUUACACUCUUAAUUUACGCAAUAUCAUAUAUAUUAAAAAUUAUUGAAUCCGACUAUAGAAACACUAACAAUCAAAUAGGCAAAACAAUAGUCUAGUGGGAGUGUCGCAGUUGGAUCUUGGCUUAUAUUCUAAUUAAGUUUCAUAGGCUAUCCUUCAAUCAAAAUUGUAUCACCUUUACUGCCGACCUAUGAUUUAUCCAAGAUGAACAUGUGAGAAAGAAAAAAAUUACUUAGUCAAGAAUCAGACUUACUAUAACAUAGAAAAUGAAACAAUAGAAAUGUCGAAACAGAAUUAUAACAAA
Brassica rapa (field mustard) is the source of this 5049-nucleotide messenger RNA. RefSeq names its product WRKY transcription factor 55. The record is from RefSeq and is a predicted model, not a curated record. Lineage: Eukaryota; Viridiplantae; Streptophyta; Magnoliopsida; Brassicales; Brassicaceae. Gene Ontology annotation, biological process: regulation of DNA-templated transcription. Gene Ontology annotation, molecular function: sequence-specific DNA binding; DNA-binding transcription factor activity.